AUGUCAAACUCAAAUUUUCUUCUUGAUCCUUUUCUUUUGCAAGAAGACGAGCGAAACAAGAAUAUUAGCAACUUCCCACAAACUGCCUCUUCAAUCAUGCCAGAAACUCCUUUUAUCGAGCAGAAAGUUCCCUUUAUUAAGCAAGAGCAAGAAGAAGAACGUGUUUACCACCCGGUUUCAACACAACUUGGUAACACGCCAGGAUUAAAAUAUGAAGACGAUGAUAAGUCUGGUUCUUACUCAUCUCUUUCUGCCGAGGAAUAUGAUAUCAGAAAUGACAAUUCAGACCAUCUUUCAUCUUCCUGGCCCUCAGAUCAUCCUCGGCCCUCAUCUCCAAAGGCAGGUUUACAAACUGGAGAGUCCGAGUCCCUUGGAAUUUGCCCACCAUCAACAGGCUUACAACCUGCAAGCUCUGAUUCUAAUCGACCUUCUGAUGAUUUUCAUUACGAUACUGGAGAUAUAUCCCAAGUACAACCCUGCCAAUAUCGCUUGACUCACGACCAAUCUCCUGGCGGUCAAAGUCUUCCUACUCAGCACUACAGCAGCCAGGCCUUCAAUAGUCCGCCAAUUUCUCAAGCUCCCGAGCCUGGUCCUGAUCUUGACGAAUACCCAGAUUUACAACCAGGAGUUAUCAUCAUGAAUCUCCCCACACCAGCUACAACUCAAGAAGUCUCUUACUUGGAUUCGUGGAUUCCGAGAAACAAAACAGACAUCGAAAAUUUCUAUGCUGCUAGGCCUGGACUGAAUCGAUCUAUUCUUGAAAACUCUUCAAAGCAGGAUCAAGUAGAUACUGUCAUGAGACACAUGUUAGCUGAGCAUGGGGCUAUCAUUGAUGAGAGACAAAGUAUUUAUGGCCGAUAUGAUCAACUUGGCGCAGUACUGAUCGGUCAAUUCCGAUUACAGAACCCGGAGCAUGCCUGCGAGCUCCAGUGCCAAGGAUAUCUUGCCUUCCCAUCAUCUGCUAUCACUCAAGCUCUUUCAUACCCUUCCAGGGCCCCUAAUUCAGGUAUUCGCAACUAUGAUAAUCAACCUACCCACAACAAUUACGAAGAGAUUGGUAGUCCAGACAUAGAGGCAGUAAAGAAAUGGGGCGGGAUCAGAAAGCAAACCAAUAACAAAGGUGUCUACCACGAAGUCUUGCAUCGCAGACGUACAACUAUCGGUGCCAAAUGCCACCCUGAAGCUAAACGAAUGAUGGCUUUACCCUAUUCGACAGGGGAAAAUCUGACCGAUCGAGAUAUCCUUCAAUUAGCAAGAUUGAGUCCACUCGACAGGCAUUUACGUGCUUCAAAAUUCUUCAACGAGCGAGGAGAGUUCUACACUCGUCAUAUACGCUUCACGGAGAUGUCGGAUGCGCGUCUUAGACGCGAGGGCUUGUUGCGUUCGUGGAUUCCGAGAAAGGCAGGGGAUCGUCCCCAUAAUAGCAUAGAGCGUGCUGAGCGGGCAAUGCAGUUGGGGUUGACGGGUGAUGAUAAGUUGUUUGCUGAUGCAGCUGCUGAGAGACUUCGUCGAGCCAAGCCAGAGCAAAAGAUGAUAAAACCAAAGCCAGUAUAA
Molecule: messenger RNA, 1554 nt
Organism: Botrytis fragariae
Lineage: Eukaryota; Fungi; Ascomycota; Leotiomycetes; Helotiales; Sclerotiniaceae
Exons: 3
Coding region: 1-1554 (517 amino acids)
Source: RefSeq, a predicted model, not a curated record